Teleopsis dalmanni is the source of this 1854-nucleotide messenger RNA. RefSeq lists its product as uncharacterized. The record is from RefSeq and is a predicted model, not a curated record. NCBI's taxonomy places the organism in Eukaryota, Metazoa, Arthropoda, Insecta, Diptera, Diopsidae. The transcript is spliced from 3 exons. Bases 270 to 1730 code for a protein of 486 amino acids.
CAAAUAAUAAACUACGAUAUAAUUUUAAUUGAAAAGAUCAGGUUUGAAAAGCCCUCAGCUAUGUGAUUUAUAGACUUGUGCCGAAUUUUAGCAAAAGUAUGGAUAAUAACUUACCUUUAAUAAUUUGAAUACUACUGUAAUAAAGCCGAAGUUUGUCGAAUACUGGAUAUUGCAGACUUCAAAAAUAAGAAUUUAUGUUUAUCUACUUCGAAACGGAAUUCGCAUAUCGUUCUCAUUAAUAAUAUAAAAUAAAAAAGCUGUAUACUACAAUGCAGGAGUUUCGUGUCAUAAUAGAAAUUAAUGAUGAAAUUGAUGAGGACGAUGUCCGUAGAACGGGGCUACAGAAGAGGGUAAGAUUUAGGGAUAAUAGAUCAAGCAAUUUGCAAGUGCUCAACAAUCGAACUUUGCUAUUCAAAGAUUUGGAUUCAAAAAAUGUACGUCAUUUUCGAUUUGAUCACGUAGGUUACAAUUCGGAUUCAUCAAAGGAUAAUAAUAUUGAUGAAAUAAUGGAUCAAUUGUUAUUAGAGCGACAACCGUGCUGUCUUAUGAACAUAAGACAAUUUCGCAAAUGUCAAAUAGAAUUUUUAGUCAAUACUCUUAUUUAUGCUUUGACUAAAAAAUUAAAAUUAUUCCAUCUUGAAUUAAACUCCAUAAAGUUGGAUUCCUAUAUUGACGUACGUAAAAAUGAUUUAGUUAAUUUAUUGUCAAGUGAAAAAAAACAUAGACAUAAAAGCGGGUCACAAACGAAGUUCACUUUUAAAAAUCUUGGCGAGCUAAAAAGUUGGCUGGAAUAUGGUUACUUGAAAUUGUGGUCAAUUUGUAAAGAGCACGAAUGCUUUGAUUUCAGUUUUACAGUGUCAGAUGUAAAAGGCACAAAAUGUAAUGCUCAACUAUCUUUAGUAAACUUCUAUUUGGAUUUAAUGGAUUCGAAUACGCAGUUUAUCCUCGGGGCUAUAUUGGAAAAUCAUAAACGGGAGAUGAACAGCACCACAUUAACUGAUUUCAUAAAAGACUAUUUCAACUCAACUUUUCCUGUUUGGUCCGUCUACAUGAUAUUCAAUAUACCAGCGAUUCCAGAUAAUACGGCUUUAUGCGAGAAUAUACUAAGAUUAGCUUCAGCUGCUUACUUCGGCAUGUAUGCGUUAAAAUCAAAGGCUUUGGAUUCUGCUAGUUUAACAAGUCAGUACGCAUUUCUGGUAUCGUCAUCUACAAAUAUAAAGAAACAAGAAUCGGAAGUAGUUCCAGAAAAAAGUGUAAUGAUAAGCAAUGAAAAAACUGCAGUCGAUGUUUUAAGGGAUAGAAUAGAUGAGAAGUUCAAUAUUGUGAUGGAUAUAAUGCAAAAGUAUUAUGAACAUAAAUUUAGCAGUCAAAUUGAGGAAUUGUGUUAUGAAAUAAAGAAUUUAGUUUAUGAAAAAUCUACAAAGUCGGACACAAUGAUCCAACGGAAGGAAAAGAUACGUGAGGAAAGACAACAGAUUGCGGAAGAGUAUCAUGAAUCUUUAAUUGCAUUUCGAGAAGUCGAGUUGAAAGUGUCACAAUCGCAAUAUGAGGCUAUACUUCGGGAUUAUUUGGAAGAAAAGAAAUAUGAGCUAAGGACUUACGCACUUCAGCACAAAGUAAAGCAUUUGGCAAAAUGUGAAUCCAGCGUAAAGGAUACUAUAGAUGCUGAAAUUUUUAUGCUGAGUAGCGCAUUUGAAGCAAAUGAACAAGAACAUAAAAUAAUAAUAUGAUUAUUAUUAAAGUAUGUUAAGUUAUUUAAAAGAUAAGUAAACUUCUUAGAGUUAAGAAACGAAAGUAACUAAAAAAAGUGAAAUCUUGAAAAGAAAUAAAUCUUAAUAAAGUGACAGGCUAAUU